CACCAGAACUCGCGCUCUACUGUACACUCGAUGGGGUGUAAUUCUCAAAACGAUGAGUGCUGCAUGAGUGUUGGCUCGGCUACCACCCACGAUUAAAUUCAAUACAAAAGCCAAAUUCUCCUCUUGAUACUUUCUUCCUCAACCACAAUGGAGUCUCACUCCUACGCUUUGCCGAAAGGCGUGCAUGCGCUGCGUACUUCCAGUCUGGACUUGCGCCCAGAUGCCUUGAUCGAUCACGACAUCCUCAACCCGCCAUCUAUCACCACCGAGAAAAACAUAUGGUUCUUCUGGCACAGCGGCUUCUCAAACAUGCAUUCAUACACCCAGCGCAACAUCCGCGCAUGGCACCGCCGCUUAUCAAAAUGCGGAUGGACGAUCCGAGUCCUCGAUCGCCAGCCAGACUCCCCGCUGAAUAUCGCCAAUUUCCUGGACAUCAAAGACAAUAACACCUUUCCCAAAGCGUUCACGGACGGAACCAUCGGUGGUGCCUACGCUCCUCAGCAUACGUCGGAUCUUGUGCGCUGGCCGUUGUUACUGAAGUACGGCGGUGUCUACGCCGACGUGGGACUGAUGUUAAUUGGUGAUCUGGACGCGAUCUGGAACAAGACCGUGGGCGACCCAUCAUCUCCCUGGGAAAUACUCUCGUAUAACGCCGGCGGGCCGUCUAGUCGUAGCCUCACGAAUUACUUCUUCUGCUCUGGGAAGAACAAUCCGCUGUUUGAGCGUUGCCACAGGCUGCUUUUGGCACUCUGGGCAGCCGAUGGUGGCAAAACGAGUACCGACGGCAUGUGCGAUAGUCCCCUGCUUAAAGGCGUUCCCCAUAUGGGUGGGACCUUUUCGGUGCCAGGGAUAGUCAAUGAAGAUGGAUCGAGGAUAGACUCAGAGGGUGUUGGGCGGAUGCUCACAGACUAUAUUAUCCAGGGACAAGUUGCGACUAUGGUGAUGAGCCUCGUGGAUGAGGAAGACGGGUGGAAUGGGCCGAAGUACUGCGCUGAGCACAUCUACGCGAUCGACUAUAUGGAGGGCUCGCAGCUUAUCAACGAGUUCACUGCCUGGAACGGACCGAGAGCUUUCAGGCUUAUGUCGCUCCAGCUGCCUAACAAUGGAGAAGGGGAGACGCAGGAGCAAAGCGAGGCGAGGCGGAUAGUGGAAGAGUGUCUAAGUAGGAGUUUCGGGUUCAAGCUGGCGCACGGCCUUAUCUUGCGGGUCCUCGGAGAUACACUGGGAUCGCUUUGGAGAGCGAACGAGGGCUCGGAUGAUGUGCCUGGGACGUAUGCGCAUUGGUUGAGGUAUGGAACUAUGUACUGGUGUCCCGACGAGUUGCCGCAGAGACAAGAGUGGAAGGUGGAAGAGCCGAUCAAGCGUGGACCGUUGUUAAGGGAGAGUUAGCAGGUGUAAAUAUUGGCAUAUAUAAUAGCUUGACUGACUUUGGGUACCUCCACAACUGUUUCGAGAGUCUAGCCAGAGUUAAUUCGCUUCCAAGCAUAUAAU
Molecule: messenger RNA, 1491 nt
Organism: Paraphaeosphaeria sporulosa
Lineage: Eukaryota; Fungi; Ascomycota; Dothideomycetes; Pleosporales; Didymosphaeriaceae
Exons: 2
Coding region: 148-1389 (413 amino acids)
Molecular function (GO): glycosyltransferase activity
Source: RefSeq, a predicted model, not a curated record